This is a messenger RNA of Mycotypha africana, 2919 nucleotides long. RefSeq lists its product as uncharacterized. The record is from RefSeq and is a predicted model, not a curated record. Gene Ontology annotation, molecular function: carboxypeptidase activity. NCBI's taxonomy places the organism in Eukaryota, Fungi, Mucoromycota, Mucoromycetes, Mucorales, Mycotyphaceae. The coding region runs from base 1 to 2919 and encodes 972 amino acids. The transcript is spliced from 4 exons.
AUGAGACCAUUCAAUAAAACUUUUGAGCAAAAAAAGGAACAGCAUCAAGAUCUCUAUCACUAUUACUCAUUCAUUCCUUCAUCUAAACCGAUACCUUCACUAACAUCACCAAUACGUUCAGACGACCAAGAUGAAAAGAGAUCUUAUCAAUCUAUAAAAGAAGCAGAUUUGGUUUUAAACAUUCAUCAACAAUCCAACUACUAUUACCUUAACAACAGCCCUGCUCUAACCACUACUGCCUAUUCCACAUCACCUCUUCUCGUCAAACAUGAGAAGACAUCUUCCACAACUUAUAAUGUUAUCUCAGCUGCUAAAGAUGACUACUCUUCUUCUGUUGACGCCAAUAGAUGGAAUUAUACCACGACAUCUUGGUUUUCACAAGUUUGGCUUUAUUUAAGUUACUUCUUACUCACUUCCCGACAAAAAGAAAAAUCCACACCACGCACUUUAAUUUUACGAGCCAGACGUAAAGGCAUAAGAAUAUUAUGUACCGUAAUCUUCUUUGCUAUUUCUUCAUAUUUUAUUCAACGUUUUAUUGGCCACUAUAUACAUUUUGAGGUACUGCCAAGUGAAACAGCAGCUGACCUUAUUCAAUCUAUUCCAUCUGCCGACCAUAUCAGGCAUCAUUUCUCAACUUACGCUGCUCAACCUCAUCUAGCUGGUUCAGAUCAAGAUAAACACUUAGCAGAAUGGACACGCGAUACUUGGAUUCGGGACUAUGGACUUAAUGAUACAGAAAUUGAAACAUAUUAUCCCACCUUAAAUUAUCCUAGGCGUCGUCGACUGGCGAUCAUCAAAGGGCCUGAACAUCUUUUAUAUGAAGCCGUACUAGAUACCGAUACAACGGAUAGUCAUGAAGAGGGACCAUCAGGACAACAUACAGCAGCAACAGAAGCUUAUCAAAGAAAGAGCAGAGGGACUGCAACACCAGCUUUCCAUGCUUAUUCAGGAAAUGGCAAUGUAACAGGCCCGUUAGUCUAUGUGAACUAUGGCCGCUUGAUAGAUUUCGAUUCUUUAACUCAACAAGGUAUUUUAUUGAACGGAACCAUUGCUUUGAUUCGACAGGGCGGUGGUAUAACCAUGGGCUCGAAAGUGAAAAUGGCAGAAGAACAGGGCUGUGUUGGUGUCAUUUUGUUUUCUGAUAUGGCUCGAGUUGUUUCAUCAUUAUCAACCAUCUCGCCAACUUUAUACAGUUAUGUUGAACGUGGCUCUGUACAAUACAAUAGUAUUGGUGUAGGUGAUCCUUUUACACCUAACUUUGCUGCGACAGAAAACAUCACUCGGAUGCCUUAUGAUGAGUUGACAAACAUUCCCAAAAUACCGUCCUUACCUAUUUCAUGGAAAGACGCUCAACCUUUUUUGAAAGCAUUAGAAGGCCAUGGAUUCGCAAGCAGACAACCAGAACAUAUGUUGUUUGAUAAGAACAGGUCAUAUCAUAGUGGCCCGAGUGAAGCAUUAGUUAAUUUAAUCAACUUGAACGAGUAUCAAAUUAGGCCAAUUUAUAACGUCAUUAGUAAAAUAGAAGGAAGCGAGUAUCCAGACCGUAUUGUGAUGAUUGGUAAUCAUAGAGAUGCAUGGAGUUAUGGUGCCAUUGAUGCCUCUUCAGGAUCUGCUGUCAUGAUGGAAUUGGUAAGAACAAUUGGCAUACUUGUAAGCCGCGGAUGGAAACCGAAGCGCACAAUAAUGAUUGCUUCAUGGGAUGCUAAAGAGUAUGGCGCAAUCGGCUCUACAGAAUGGAUAGAGGAUAAUGCAUCUUGGUUGAAAGAGCGACUUGUUGCUUAUCUGAAUGUUGACCAUGCAGUAUCAGGCAAGCAAUUCGUAGCUCAAGCGUCACCCUUGUUGAGCAGAUUGCUUUAUCAAGUCACUAAUGAAGUUAUUGAUCCUCAAACCAGUCAGACAGUGUAUGAAAGAUGGAAAAAAGAUUCUCUUCGCCUUCGUCAACAACAUGCACAGGAUAAAAUGAUAUCAACCAUAGUGAAAAAGGAACAUGAGGGAACACAAAAUGGAAAUCAAUUAUCACCGCAGUUCCUAGCUCCUCUAAUAGAUAUGCUUGAACCGAGCUUAGAUCAUACAGCUUUUUUUCAUCAUUUAGGUGUUUCCAGCCUUUCGAUUGGCUUUCGCAACAAAGAAAUCAAUGACACAUUAAUGCAAAAUACAAGUACAACUGAAGGAGUAUUUUCAUUGCGUCACAGCAAUCUGGACACAAUUCAGCAUAUGCUGUCAUCAGAUGAUAUUGAUCCUCUUUUUGAAUAUCACCAAACACUAACACGUAUCUGGGGUUUGCUGUUAUUACGUUUGGCAUCAGACCCUAUAUUGCCCAUGUUGACUCAUGACUAUACCAACAACAUAGUACAGGCACUACAACAGCUUAAUAAUGCCGCCCUUUCAACAACAUCAUUAACAUCAUUGACUUCAACAGCACUUUCUAACGUACAGAGGGAUGGUAAUAUCAGGAACUGCUUUACCACCAUGUUUCCAUUCAUUUCUGCUACUUUACCAUCUCUCAGUUACACAAGUAUACAAUUUGACAGAAGGUUAGAGAAAUGGGCUCGGCAAUGGAUUAUCAAGAAAAAGCACGUUUCGAGAAAAUUACAAGAACGCGUGGCAGACGCCAAUGAUCGGCUCAUGCGAUUUGAACGCGCCUUUUGCGAUGAAGCUGGUUUGAACCCACCUGAAAGUCGAUGGUUAAAGCAUAGAAUUUACGGACCGCACAUUCGUACUGGCAUGGCGAUACAGUUUCCUGGGUUAGUAGAAGCGGUAGAGGAAGGUAAUCUAGAAAGGAUAAAGUGGGUAGAGGAAAGAAUUGGAAAAUCGUUUAUUGAAGCGGAAAGAGUAUUGAAAGGGCAGCAGAGACAACACAUCGAUGAGAAUGCAGAUAUUAUGAUGGACAAUAAUGAAGAUGAAGACGAUCAAUAUUGA